AACAGAUCAAAAGUCACUGUAAAGCAGACAUCGAUUUUGUCGGCCGUGUAAACUCCAUCGACAACAUAACGAAUAUCCACUUCAGAGAACGAAGAACCAUGAAACACAACACAGCAGUUCUAUUCUGGUCAACCCUGGCCGUGCUUAUUUUCACAAAAGGUUUGGCGUCUCCGCUGCUAAAAGCUCUCUCGAAUUCUGAGUCAGGUAUAUCAGUAGCCCGUUCUGUCUGGAUAAUGUCCAGGAAUUCAAGGAGCUUGAUAAGAGUCAGAGGAACUUCGGUGGACGGUAAUGGAGUCAAAACAGACGAAAGUGCCAAGCUAGAGUUGGAAUCGAAACGUUACAACGGUUCUGUAUACGUCAGAAUACGAUCCGUGACAGAAAAUUCCUAUCUCUGUGUCAACGACGCCGGAGACCUUACAGUAGAAGUGCACGGAAAUAUUUUUACCCAGUGCUUAUUCACAGAGGACACAUUCUCCGGAUACACAACAUUUCAAUCGAUCAAAAACUCAACCUGGUAUCUUGGUUUUAAACGAAGUGGCAAAGUGAAACAACCACACAACACGACAUUCUCCCAAAAGGCAGCACGGUUUGUGAGGUAUUUUUCACUCAGUUCAAUUCCUUAAAAAAGUAUCGCUGUGAAAAUGUAACUUAUUUAAGGGCUAGGUCUACUUAUAAAAAAGUAUUUAUAACAACGGAUUUGAAAAAGGUUAUUUAAUACACCUAGAUUUAUCAAGUAAGAAGAAAAGGUGAAUACUUUCCAAGAGAGUAAAUGUUUUAAUUGUAAGAUAAGGAAUAUGUUAAAGUAUGAAUUAUAAAUUUGAAUU
Molecule: messenger RNA, 824 nt
Organism: Pocillopora verrucosa
Lineage: Eukaryota; Metazoa; Cnidaria; Anthozoa; Scleractinia; Pocilloporidae
Product: fibroblast growth factor 2
Molecular function (GO): growth factor activity
Source: RefSeq, a predicted model, not a curated record